AUGUCGCCCCGGCUAGCGACCAAGGACGCCUACAACUUAUCGCCGCCAGGUGCCAGGGCUAUGCGUGGCAUCAAACGCGCCAUGCAGCCAGCUUCUGAGAGACAAGGUUGUGAGGCAAGCCAGCCUCGACAUAUGGUGGCAGAGCCUGCCCACAGACCACUUCUGACAAUGCUGCCAAGCUCCACGCUCCCCUUAUCAAAAUGGCGACGAGGCUCCAAGUCCCGCCAGGGCCGGACGGGCCCAGAUUCUCCACGUCCAGCCAUCCAGGUCCCGAGUGCCUUCAGGGCGCUAGGCUAGCCUGUCUCAGAACUCGAUGACCGCGCUUGCACUGCGCGGAGAUAGUGGCGGACAUCGACCUUAUCCAGACUAAACUACCAUUGGAGCAUAUUUGGUUGCCCAUGGUUAUCAUAUCACAACAUCAAUUCCUACGCAAACAGGAGGUGAGUAGAAACAUCAACACAGCAUAGAAACGCAGCACCUUUUGGAUGGCCCGUCAUAUUGCACAUAAACGUUCGAAAUGCCAUCAUCUCGCUCUGGACCUCUCUC
Molecule: messenger RNA, 546 nt
Organism: Gaeumannomyces tritici R3-111a-1
Lineage: Eukaryota; Fungi; Ascomycota; Sordariomycetes; Magnaporthales; Magnaporthaceae
Exons: 2
Coding region: 1-297 (98 amino acids)
Source: RefSeq, a predicted model, not a curated record